AAUGAAUGAGAUGUCCCUGUUGUGAGCCAGCCAGAGAGAAGAGAUGCAAAUCUUGACUUGCUUGGCUGCUCUGCACAGUCUCCACCUGACAAGCUAUGAAGUCAUGCACUUAAAUUUCACUGACCUUUUUUCCACUCUCCCUCAACAACACUCCACCACACUAGUUACACAACCUCUGCAGUUUCAUCCCCCCUUCUCUCUCUCUCUCUCUCUCUCUCUCUGGGAACUCUGCACUAGUCUCAGAAACCCAACUCACUCAUGACCUCACCUUACACACUUGCAGCUAAACAAAACAAGACACAAAACCCCAAACCAACUUUUUAGUGGAAACUCCCAACAAUCACCUUAAACCCCAAAAGCCAAAAACCCAUUUCAAUCCCUCAAAUGCAUUCUUCUCUUGUCCUCACUCAAUGAGCUGGGUUGUUGUUCUGAAGCUUGAAUCUCAUUCUGGGUUUUGUGAAUGGGGUGCAUGUGCUCUACCUUGGCUGCCAAGUUCGCCUUCUUCCCUCCAUCUCCUCCCACCUACAAGAUCCACAACCGGGAAAACGACGGCAAGCUCAGCGUCGUAGCCUCCGCCUCCACCUCCACGUCGUUUCCUCUCCCUCACACCGACGACAACUCCCUCGACGUUUUGCUCAUUGACAACAAACGCGGCAGCAAGAUUGUCGCUUUUUAUCUCAGAAACCCAUAUGCUCGUCUCACUCUGCUUUACUCUCAUGGCAAUGCUGCUGACCUUGGUCAACUCUAUGAUCUCUUUGUCCAGCUCAAGGUCGCUCUCAGGGUCAAUCUCAUUGGAUAUGACUAUUCUGGCUAUGGAGCCUCUACUGGCAAGCCAAGUGAGGAAAACACAUAUGCUGACAUAGAGGCAGUAUAUGAGUGCCUUGAGACCGAAUAUGGAGUUAGCCAGGAAGAUUUGAUCUUGUAUGGGCAGUCAGUUGGAAGUGGACCAACACUCCACUUGGCAUCUAAACUACCAAGACUAAGGGGUGUAGUUCUGCACAGUGCAAUUCUCUCCGGCCUUCGUGUUGUCUGCCAUGUAAAAUUCACAUUCUGCUUUGACAUUUAUAAGAACAUCAAUAAAAUUCGGAAAGUGAAGUGCCCUGUGCUAGUGAUACAUGGUACAGAAGAUGAUAUUGUGAAUUGGUUACAUGGCAAUGGACUUUGGAAAAUGGCAAGGGAUCCGUAUGAGCCUUUGUGGAUUAAAGGAGGUGGGCACUGCAACUUGGAGCUUUACCCUGAUUACAUCCGCCAUCUUUGCAGGUUUAUCCAAGAAAUGGAGAACAUAACCACAGAAAUCCGUCUCAAAAAGAUCCGACAGAACAUGCAUGUGCACAAGAGAUCAUGUGCAAGCCAUUACUGUAGAAUUAAAGUCUGCCAACCUAAAUGCUUUGAAUGUUCGAUACCAAAAUGUGUAAAAUGCUCAUGCUGGAAGCCGAAAUGCUCCUCUUGCUGCAAGCCGAACUGCUCCUCUUGCUGCAAGCCGAACUGCUCCUCUUGCUGCAAGCCGAACUGCUUCUCUUGCUGGAAGCCGAAAUGCUUCUCUUGCUGCAAGCCGAACUGCUUCUCUUGCUGCAAGCCGAAAUGCUCCUCUUGCUGCAAGCCGAACUGCUCCUCUUGCUGCAUGCCGAACUGCUCCUCUUGCUGCAAGCCGAAAUGCUUCUCUUGCUGCAAGCCGAACUGCUCCUCUUGCUGCAUGCCUAACUGCUUCUCUUGCUGCAAGCCGAAAUGCUCCUCUUGCUGCAAGCCGAACUGCUCCUCUUGCUGCAUGCCGAACUGCUUCUCUUGCUGCAAGCCGAAAUGCUCCUCUUGCUGCAAGCCGAACUGCUCCUCUUGCUGCAAGCCGAACUGCUCCUCUUGCUGCAAGCCGAACUGCUCCUCUUGCUGCAAGCCGAACUGCUCCUCUUGCUGCAUGCCGAACUGCUCCUCUUGCUGCAUGCCGAACUGCUUCUCUUGCUGCAAGCCGAAAUGCUUCUCUUGCUGCAAGCCGAAAUGCUUCUCUUGCUGGAAGCCGAAAUGCUUCUCUAGCUGCAAGCCGAAAUGCUUCUCUUGCUGCAAGCCGAAAUGCUUCUCUUGCUGCAAGCCGACAUGCUUCUCUUGCUGGAAGCCGACAUGCUUCUCUUGCUGGAAGCCGAGCUGCAUAAAAUGUUGCUGGCGGCCCAAAUGCCCGAAAUGUGCAGGACCAAACUGCUGCAUUACAUGUUUUCAGUGGCGGUGCUGUGUAGGAGGAACACAAAGUGGGUUAGACAGGGAGGAUGGCUGAUGGUAUAAAUGGUUGUUGUAUAGGUGAGCUGCUAACACCCAUCUCUUGUGCAGUAGUGUUGGAAACAGGAGGAAGUAGUUGCCGGGUAGAUUUUAAUUUUAUAAUUAAUUAUUUUCUUGAUACUGGUCUGCUUUGAAACUCAAACAAUAUAUGAACUUUCCUCAAAAACAUACAUUUUGAAUGAGAUGCAUAUUAUUUUUAGGUA
Molecule: messenger RNA, 2465 nt
Organism: Rosa rugosa (rugosa rose)
Lineage: Eukaryota; Viridiplantae; Streptophyta; Magnoliopsida; Rosales; Rosaceae
Exons: 5
Coding region: 461-2260 (599 amino acids)
Source: RefSeq, a predicted model, not a curated record